AUGAAAUCCAAGUUUAGUAACAGCAAUCUGAAAGCAAUCAUACCAAGCAUGAGGAGAUUGCUUCAAACCAUACAGAGCACGGCGAAGUCGCUAAACUUGUCCAGAGGAAUGCGAAAGAACUCUCAUCCUUAUUAUAUAUAUAUUUUUUGUUCUCUCAGAUUUGCUCUCGACAUCGAUCUUGAUGCUCCAAAAGUUAGAGUUCCUAUAAGAACAUGUGGUUCUUCCAAAUGUGAUUGCCAUUUUCUUUUGGAUUUUGGUCAUUUCACAUUGUAUACUAAGGGAGAUCAGCUUGGUGAUCAGGGGAAAAGUUUGUACUCUUGUUUCUAUAUUUCUGGAGAUAUAGCAGCCUUUUUUACUGGUUGUGGUUAUGACAGUCAGAGCUGCGCUUUGGUGUCUCCUGUAUCUCCCAUGUUGAAAGAUUCUGAUAACCUCUGGUCUGUGAUUGAUAGGUGUGGUAUGGCAGUUAUUGUUGAUCAGAUCAAAGUACCUCAUCCAAGUUACCCAUCAACGCGUGUAUCUGUCCAAGUGCCGAGCCUUGGCAUACACUAUUCUCCAGCCAGAUAUUGUAGACUUAUGGAAUUGUUUAAUAUACUCUAUGGCACAACUCAAAGUAGUGGUCAGCCUGAGUUCGAAAAUUUUCAAGCUGAUUUUCUCCCUUGGAAUCCCCCAGAUCUUGCAACUGAAGCUCGAAUCCUUGUUUGGAGAGGAAUUGGUUAUUCUGUUGCUGCAUGGCAUCCCUGUUUUAUUGUGUUGUCUGGAUUAUAUCUUUAUGUGUUGGAAUCGGAAAUGUCCCAGAACUAUCAGAGAUGCUCUAGCAUGGCUGGCAAGCAAGUAGAUGAAGUUCCCCCAAUGAAUGUUGGUGGUUCAGUCUCUUGUCUUGCUGUUAGUGUUAGGGGUAUGGACACUCAGAAGGCUUUGGAAUCAUUUAGUAUCCUGGUGAUAGAGUUUCUGGAUGAGGAGGAGAAAGGCACUUGGUUGAGAGGACUCAUGCAAGCCACUUAUCGAGCUUCAGUAUAUACGGAUUAUUAUUAUUAUUAUUUGCACAUUCUUCAUGUCGUGCAUGUUAUUCGGUUGGAAGGUGAUUUGACCGUCAAGAUGAAGCUACAUUCAUUGAAAAUCAAAGAUGAGCUUCAAGGAUCUUUAUCUUCAGGUCCAAAGUAUUUAGCCUGCUCUGUGCUGAAGAAUGACCCUUUAUUUGCUUCCCCUAGCACUUUAGAUCCUCUGGUGAAGGAGGUGCCCGCAGUAAUCUCAGAGGAGGAUGAUAUUUUCAAGGAUGCUUCGCCCGAUUUCAUGUCUUUGCCUGAUUACUCACAAAAUUUUGAUAUGGCUUUUGCCUCAAGAUCAGGUGAUAUUAGUGAAUAUGCUGAGUUUGAUUCUGUUGGAGACUUAGUUCGUGAGAAGGAGAUGGGAAAAGGUAGAAGCACAACUGGUGAUGUUUUUUAUGAAGCAGAGGGCAGUGACAACUCUGAUUUUGUAUCUGUUACAUACUUGACAAGGAAUCCUAGUUCACCUGAUUAUGAUGGUAUAGAUACACAGAUGAGCAUUCGCAUGUCGAAAUUGGAAUUCUUUUGCAACAGACCCACUGUUGUUGCUUUAAUUGGUUUCGGCUUCAAUCUAAGCUCUGCAAGUAUUGGGACAAGUGAUACAAGCGUGACAACAAUUUCAGAUGAUCAAUCUUUAGUGAACAAAGACGAGACAGAAGAAACUGGGCAUGCUUUGGUUAAAGGCUUGUUGGGAUAUGGUAAAGGUCGUAUAGUAUUCUAUUUGAACAUGGAUGUUGACAGUGUGUCCGUGUUUCUAAAUAAAGAGGAUGAUUCUCAGCUUGCAAUGUUUGUGCAAGAGAGUUUUGUGUUGGAUCUCAAGCUUCAUCCUAGUUCUAUAUCAAUUGAAGGCACAUUAGGAAAUUUCAGGCUCUGUGAUAUGUCUCUUGGAAUGGACCACUGUUGGGGGUGGCUUUGUGAUAUACGCAAUCAGGGGGCUGAAUCUCUUAUCAAGUUUACUUUCAAUUCUUAUAGUGCUGAAGAUGACGAUUAUGAAGGAUAUGAUUACAGCUUGCAAGGCCGAGUUUCUGCAGUUCGCAUUGUCUUCCUCUAUAGGUUUGUUCAGGAGAUAACUACCUACUUUAUGGAACUUGCAACCCCGCAUACUGAAGAAGCAAUUAAACUUGUUGAUAAAGUUGGAGGCUUUGAGUGGCUGAUUAAUAAAUAUGAGAUUGAUGGAUCCUCAGCAUUGAAGCUGGACCUUUCACUCGAUACUCCAAUAAUAAUCGUACCAAGAAAUUCCAUGCGUACAGAUUUCAUGCAACUUGAUCUGGGUCAUCUACAAGUGAGAAAUGAAUUUAGUUGGCAUGGAUGCCCAGAGAAAGAUCCUUCAGCCGUCCAUCUUGAUGUUCUUGAUGCAGAGAUUUUGGGAAUCAACAUGGCCGUAGGAAUCAUUGGUUGUAUUGGUAAGCCAAUGAUACGGGACGGACAAGGAAUUAAUGUUAAUGUACGGCGUAGUUUGAGGGAUGUCUUUCGGAAAGUUCCAACAUUUUCAUUAGGAGUGAAGGUGGGUUUACUGCAUGCUGUGAUGUCUGAUAAAGAGUAUAAUGUUAUUCUGGAUUGUUUCUACAUGAACUUAUCUGAACAACCAAAGCUUCCUCCAAGUUUUCGUGGAAGCAAGUCUGGUUCAAAAGAGACAAUGCGGUUGCUAGCUGAUAAGGUCAAUAUCAAUAGUCAAAUCUUACUCUCGCAUACUGUUACAAUAAUAGAAAUGGAAGUGGACCAUGCAUUGCUAGAGUUGUGUAGUGGCGUUCAUGAGGAUUCACCUCUGGCUCAUGUUGCUCUAGAAGGUCUUUGGGUAUCAUACUGGAUGACUUCUUUAUCAGAAGCAGACCUUUAUGUGACCAUUCCCAGAUUUUAUGUUCUGGAUAUUCGCCCUGAUACCAAACCUGAAAUGCGGUUGAUGCUUGGAUCCUGUACUGAUGUUCCAAAACAAGCUUCAACUGGGAAAUUCCCUUUUUCGUUAAAUAAAGGUGGCUUUAUGAGAAUGGACUCUCAAGCUGCACCAGGCAUCGAUGUUCUAACUUCAACUAUGUUCUUAAUGGAUUAUAGAUGGCGAUUGUCAUCACAAUCAUUUGUGUUCCGGAUUCAGCAGCCACGUGUUCUUGUCGUUCCAGAUUUUCUUCUUGCUGUUGGUGAGUAUUUUGUUCCUUCCUUGGGAGCAAUAACAGGGAGGGAGGAAUUGAUGGAUCCAAAGAAUGAUCCCACACGUAGAAACAACAGCAUAGUACUCUCUGCUCCUGUUUACGAACAGAUUGAAGAUAUAAUGCACUUGUCACCAAAUAGACAGUUAGUUGCAGAUGCCUUAGGGGUUGAUGAAUAUACAUAUAAUGGUUGUGGAAAGACUAUUCACUUAAGUGAAGAACCAUAUUUGAAGGAAGUCCAUUCAUCAAAAUUUCGACCUAUCAUCAUCCUUGGACGUGGAAAGAGGUUACGAUUUGUAAAUGUGAAAAUUGAGAAUGGUUCUCUUUUGAGGAAGUAUACCUACUUGAAUAAUGAUAGCAGCUACUCGGUCUCCCUUGAAGAUGGUGUUGAAAUUUUGUUGCUGGACAACUUUUCUUCUAAUAGUGAUGAAAAGAAUCCAGAUUGUAUGAAAGAAUUAUCAUGUAGUUCAAAUACUUCCGCCUAUGAUAAUGAUUCAUUCAAAAAGCAAAGUUUCACUUUUGAAGCACAGGUUGUUUCUCCUGAGUUCACCUUCUAUGACAGUUCAAAAUCAUCCCUUGAUGAUUCCUCUCAUGGAGAAAAGCUUCUUCGUGCGAAAAUGGAUUUUAGUUUAAUGUAUGCAUCAAAAGAAAAUGAUACUUGGAUUUGGACACUUGUGAAGGAUUUAACUGUUGAGGCUGGUUCUGGUCUUAUUGUUCUUGAUCCAGUGGAUAUUUCAGGGGGAUAUACAUCUGUUAAUGAUAAAACUAGUGUGUCUCUGGUAUCAACUGAUAUAUACUUCCAUCUUUCUCUAAGUGUAAUUUCUCUUCUACUGAACUUGCAAACUCAGGCAGCUUUGGCGUUGCAAUUGGGAAACACCGAUCCCAUGGCUCCUUGUACCAACUUUGACCGACUAUGGGUGUCCCCAAAAGAAAGUGGUUGCCAUAACAACCUUACCUUUUGGAGACCACGAGCACCUUCAAAUUAUGUGAUAUUGGGAGAUUGUGUAACAUCAAGGUCAAUUCCUCCUUCACAGGCAGUACUGGCUGUGAGUAAUACUUACGGACGUGUAAGGAAACCUCUUGGGUUCAAGCUUAUAGGCUUAUUCUCUGAUAUUCAAGGAUUGGAGGCAGGUGAAGGCCAAUCUGAUGUUGAUGGUGGUUGUUCUCUUUGGAUACCAGUUGCACCGCCAGGAUACUUGGCAUUGGGAUGUGUUGCACAUAAAGGGAGCCAACCGCUGCCUAAUCACAUUGUCCAUUGUAUACGUUCUGAUCUUGUAACAUUCACAACAUAUUCAGAAUGUAUAUUCGGUGCCUCCUCUAAUCGCUGCUUUACAUAUGGAUUUAGCAUAUGGUGUUCAGACAAUGUUCUAGGGUCAUUUUAUGCCCAUCCUUCAGAUGAAUAUCCCCCAAAAGACAGUUGUUAUGACCUGAAUCAUCUUCUUCUAUGGAACUCAAGUUGGCAUUCUUCAUCGACAAAAGAACCUACCUCAAAUCAAACCACUCAGCAUGUGUAUGUAAGUCAACAAUCAAGUAACUCUUAAAGCUUCUAAUCAUGAUCAAGCUUCUCCAGCUCCAGCUACUCAGUCGACAGCUUCAGCUUCCUCUUCAUCAUCAGCACCUGCAACUGCUGUGGCUACAUCAUUGCAUCAGUUAGACAGUUAGACAGUUACAGAAGAGUUAACAGAGUAGUUAGAUAGUUACAGAAUUAACUAGAGUUAGUUAGUUUGUUAUGCAUUAGUUAGUUUGAACCAGAGUUAGUUUGUGUAGGUUAUAAAUAUCUUCAUUUCUGUAAAUUGUAGUAUGGAUUCUUU
Messenger RNA from Camellia sinensis, 4995 nucleotides. Lineage: Eukaryota; Viridiplantae; Streptophyta; Magnoliopsida; Ericales; Theaceae. The record is from RefSeq and is a predicted model, not a curated record.